Striga asiatica is the source of this 579-nucleotide messenger RNA. The record is from the annotation of a GenBank genome assembly. NCBI's taxonomy places the organism in Eukaryota, Viridiplantae, Streptophyta, Magnoliopsida, Lamiales, Orobanchaceae.
AUGUCUGGUGAAGAAGACCACAAGAAUUCUUUCCCUUACUUUUCCAGCUUCCAUAACCAAGAUCAAACCAUGCACCUGUCUGAUGAUCAAGGGUUUGCUUUCCCUAUAAUCACAGAUCACAGCAAUAGCUAUAGUACCUUUAUGUACAACCAGCCACAGCAGCAGCAGCAAAACCCUAACACCCUUGAAUUUGAUGAUCAUCAUCAUAACCCUAAUCCUUCUGACAAUUCCCAAAUGAGCUUCUCAAACUGCCUCCAAUUAGGGGCAGCUGACUAUAAUACCCUCUCAAAUGCCUUUGACCUUUCUUGUUCUUCAUCUGAUCAACAACAUCAGCUCGUGAUUUCGAACAACAGCAAUAAUAACAGUAACGGAAAUAAAAACAUUAGUAUGUCUGAUGAUUUUGUGUACAAUAAGGAGAUAGCUGCAGCCGGGAGCGAAAAUCCGCAGACUCCAAAUUCGUCUGGCUCGGUUUCUUCACACGAGGGAGGGGUCGAGGAGGACUCGUCAAAGGGAAACAAGAAUCCGCAGGAGAAAACCGGCGAAGAAGAAGGGCAAGAUGGGAAAUCUAAGAAUGUGUAG